Lasiodiplodia theobromae is the source of this 480-nucleotide messenger RNA. Its product is annotated as 40s ribosomal protein s11. Gene Ontology annotation, cellular component: ribosome; cytosolic small ribosomal subunit. Bases 1 to 480 code for a protein of 159 amino acids. The transcript is spliced from 3 exons. Gene Ontology annotation, molecular function: structural constituent of ribosome. Gene Ontology annotation, biological process: translation. NCBI's taxonomy places the organism in Eukaryota, Fungi, Ascomycota, Dothideomycetes, Botryosphaeriales, Botryosphaeriaceae. The record is from RefSeq and is a predicted model, not a curated record.
AUGGCGACCGAGCUUACCGUCCAGAGCGAGCGCGCUUUCCAGAAGCAGCCUCACAUCAACCUCGUCUCCAAGUCGAAGAACAACCGCGUCGGCAAGGGUGGCAGGAGAUGGUACAAGGACGUCGGCCUGGGCUUCAGGACGCCCAAGACCGCCAUUGAGGGCUCCUACAUCGACAAGAAGUGCCCCUUCACCGGUCUCAUCUCCAUCCGUGGCCGUAUCCUCACCGGCACCGUCGUCUCCACCAAGAUGCACCGUACCCUGAUCAUCCGCCGCGAGUACCUCCACUUCAUCCCCAAGUACUCUCGUUACGAGAAGAGGCACAAGAACCUGGCUGCCCACGUCUCCCCCGCUUUCCGUGUUGAGGAGGGUGACCAGGUCACCGUUGGCCAGUGCAGGCCUCUCAGCAAGACUGUCCGCUUCAACGUCCUCCGCGUGCUUCCCCGCACUGGCAAGGCCGUCAAGAAGUUCAACAAGUUCUAA